This is a messenger RNA of Ficedula albicollis (Collared flycatcher), 2325 nucleotides long. It is a transcript of the gene ILF3, whose product is annotated as interleukin enhancer binding factor 3. NCBI's taxonomy places the organism in Eukaryota, Metazoa, Chordata, Aves, Passeriformes, Muscicapidae. The transcript is spliced from 14 exons. The annotation marks the transcript as partial. Gene Ontology annotation, molecular function: double-stranded RNA binding; single-stranded RNA binding. Gene Ontology annotation, cellular component: precatalytic spliceosome. The record is from RefSeq and is a predicted model, not a curated record.
GCUCACCCUCUCUCCGUCCCUUCCAGACCCCACGACGCCGCGGCGCUGCCACACUCCAGCGACCAGAAAAAUCCAGAUAAACACCUUAGAAACCUUCCAGGCGGGCAGCAGCCAACAAAAAUGCGCCCGAUGCGGAUCUUUGUGAACGACGACCGGCACGUGAUGGCCAAGCACUCGGCCGUGUACCCCACGCAGGAGGAGCUGGAGGCCGUGCAGAACAUGGUUUCCCACACGGAGCGGGCGCUCAAAGCCGUCUCCGACUGGAUCGACGAGCAGGAGAAAGUCAGCGGGGAGCAGCCCGAGACUGAGUCCAUGGAGACGGCGGCCGACGAGGAGGGCAAGGAGGGAGGGGAUCAGAAGGCCACAGAGCAGCUGACCAGGACCCUGAGGGGGGUGAUGCGUGUGGGGCUGGUGGCCAAAGGGCUCCUGCUGAAGGGGGACCUGGACCUGGAGCUGGUGCUGCUGUGCAAGGACAAACCCACGGCCAAGCUGCUGGAGAAAGUCGCCGAUAACCUGGGAGUGCAGCUGGCGGCCAUCACCGAGGACAAGUACGAGAUCAUCCAGUCGGUGGCAGACGCCGCCAUCGUCAUCAAGAACACCAAGGAGCCGCCGCUGAGCCUGACCAUCCACCUGACGUCUCCCGUGGUCAGGGAGGAGCUGGAGAAGCAGCUGGCCGGAGAAACGCUCUCAGUCACCGACUCCCCGGACGUUCUGGACAGGCAGAAAUGCCUUGCUGCCUUGGCGUCUCUGCGCCACGCCAAGUGGUUCCAGGCCAGGGCCAACGGGCUGAAGUCGUGCGUCAUCGUCAUCCGCGUGCUGCGGGACCUGUGCACGCGCGUCCCCACCUGGGCCCCGCUCCGAGGAUGGCCCCUGGAGCUGCUGUGUGAGAAAUCCAUCGGGACGGCGAACCGGCCGAUGGGCGCGGGCGAGGCGCUGCGCCGCGUGCUGGAGUGCCUGGCCUCGGGCAUCGUCAUGCCAGAUGGUUCUGGUAUUUAUGACCCUUGUGAAAAAGAAGCCACUGAUGCUAUUGGGCAUCUAGACAGACAACAAAGGGAAGAUAUCACACAGAGUGCUCAGCAAAUGCCCAUCAGGACUGGCCUGGCAGCCCCAUGGGAAUUGGUCUGGAGUGGGAACAGCCCCAUGGGAGCUGGUCUGCAAUUAGCAAAUGCCCAUCAGGACUGGCCUGAAACUAAAAAACAUCAACUGGAACUGGCCCCAGACUGGGAAGUACUGGUGUGGAGCCAGUUCUGGUUCUGGGAAGGAGCUGCUGCCGGGUCUCAGUGCUGGUUUUUGCCCCGUGCAGAGGAAAAGCUGGAGCCUCCCCAGGCCAUGAACGCGCUGAUGAAGCUGAACCAGCUCAAACCGGGCCUCCAGUACAAACUGGUGUCCCAGACUGGGCCCGUGCAUGCCCCCAUCUUCACCAUGUCCGUGGAGAUCGAUGGCAGCACCUUCGAGGCCUCGGGGCCCUCCAAGAAAACAGCCAAGCUGCACGUGGCUGUGAAGGUGCUGCAGGACAUGGGUUUGCCCACCGGGGUGGAGGGCAAGGACUCCGGCAAGGGCGACGAGUCGGCCGAGGAGACGGAGACCAAGCCGGUGGUGGUGGCUCCUCCGCCCGUGGUGGAGGCUGUGACCACACCCACGGCAGCAUCACCACCUUCAGAGCAGAGCCCUGAGAACGUGAAGCAGCAGGGACCAAUCCUGACCAAGCACGGCAAGAACCCGGUGAUGGAGCUGAACGAGAAGCGGCGCGGGCUCAAGUACGAGCUGAUCUCAGAGACGGGAGGGAGCCACGACAAACGCUUCGUCAUGGAGGUGGAGGUGGACGGGCAGAAGUUCCAAGGUGCUGGCUCCAACAAGAAGGUGGCCAAAGCCUACGCGGCGCUGGCCGCGCUGGAGAAGCUGUUCCCGGACGCUCCCGUGGCCAUCGAGCAGAACAAGAAGAAAAGAGCCCCUGUCCAGGCCAGGGGUGGCCCCAAAUUCCCAGUCAAACAGCACAACCCAGGGUUUGGGAUGGGGGGCGGCCCCAUGCACAACGAGGCGCCCCCACCCCCCAACAUGCGGGGCCGAGGCCGCGGCGGCAACAACAAAUGCUCUCCCAUCUUUUCCUGCCUUUCCCCACUGCAAUGUGUGGUUCCACCCCUUGCCCAGGUGGAGGUGGACGGGCAGAAGUUCCAAGGUGCUGGCUCCAACAAGAAGGUGGCCAAAGCCUACGCGGCGCUGGCCGCGCUGGAGAAGCUGUUCCCGGACGCUCCCGUGGCCAUCGAGCAGAACAAGAAGAAAAGAGCCCCUGUCCAGGCCAGGGGUGGCCCCAAAUUCCCAGUCAAA